This is a messenger RNA of Papilio polytes (common Mormon), 2007 nucleotides long. RefSeq names its product ATP-dependent RNA helicase DBP9 (gene Hlc). Lineage: Eukaryota; Metazoa; Arthropoda; Insecta; Lepidoptera; Papilionidae. Gene Ontology annotation, molecular function: nucleic acid binding; ATP binding; RNA helicase activity. Bases 207 to 1898 code for a protein of 563 amino acids. The record is from RefSeq and is a predicted model, not a curated record. Gene Ontology annotation, cellular component: nucleolus. The transcript is spliced from 11 exons.
GUUUCUGUCAAAUAGCUAUGCUAACGCCAUCAUAUCGCAUGGUUAUAAAUAUGGAUUUAAAGAUUUAUUUGUUUGAAUUUAACAAAUAAUAGCGAGGUCUCUUUAUUUUAGAGCGAAUUAUUGAUUACCAAAAGUUCUGUGUUUUGACAUUCCCUUUUUUGUAAGUUAUAAUUCUUGAAUAAGUGAUAAAUACCACGACAUACACAAUGGAAGAAGACAAAAAGGUUAUGUUUCAUGAAAUGGAAUUAGAUGAUAGAAUACUGAAGGCUAUAUCCUUACUGGCAUGGCCACAUCCAACAUUGAUUCAAGAAACAGCAAUACCUCUCCUUCUGGAAGGCAAAGACGUACUCAUCAGAGCCAGAACUGGUUCAGGGAAGACAGCAGCGUUCGCAAUACCUGUAAUACAGAAGAUAUUGAAUUUGAAGAAUACAAGUACACACCAAUGUAUACGAGCUGUAAUAUUGUCUCCUAGUAAGGAGUUAUGUGGACAGAUUGCAUCAGUAAUUGGUGAUUUAACAAUCAAAUGUGCAAGAGAGGUCCGCUGCAUAGAUAUAUCCUCUAGUGGAGAUAUGCAAAUACAAAAGUCCCUGUUAUCAGAUAAACCCGACAUUGUUGUGGCGACACCUUCAAGAGCACUGGCACAUUUAAAAGCAAAAAAUAUGAGGUUAAAAGAAGAUCUAUCUAUGUUAGUUGUAGAUGAAGCUGAUUUAGUGUUUUCUUUUGGUUAUGAAGAUGAAAUCAAAGAACUCUUAAGUUAUUUACCAAAAAUCUACCAAGCAGUUCUCGCUUCAGCCACAUUAUCAGAUGAUGUACUAAGCUUGAAGAAAAUUGUUCUCCGGAAUCCAGUGACUUUGAAACUUGAGGAACCGGAACUUGCGCCAUCAUCACAACUGCAGCAUUACCAUUUAUUCGCUGAAGAAGAUGAUAAGGCGGCGAUAUUAUAUGCACUAUUGAAAUUAAACCUUAUCAGAGGGAAGAGCAUUAUUUUUGUAAGGACUGUAGAUAGGUGUUACAAAUUAAAAUUGUACUUAGAACAGUUUAAAAUUGGUUCCUGUGUGUUAAACUCGGAAUUACCAGCAGCUGUACGAUGUCUGUCUGUAGAUCAAUUCAAUAGAGGCAGAUAUCAAAUAAUUGUGGCCUCUGAUGAGAAGGCUUUGGAGAAACCUGAUGGUGGAUUAUUGACUCCUGAUGAAUGGGGAAAGAAGAAUAAGCAAAAAUCAAAGCGGAAAAAGGACAAAGAGUCGGGUGUAUCGCGUGGUAUCGACUUCCAGCAUGUAUCUAAUGUUAUCAACUUUGAUUUUCCUCUGGAUGUGAACUCCUAUGUGCAUAGAGCAGGCAGAACUGCUAGAGGGAACAACCAGGGUUCAGUACUAUCGUUUGUAUCACUUCGCGAGAAAUCUCUAAUGGAUUCAGUUGAAGAACAUUUGUCUAAAGGUUUUAAUGGAGAUAAAGUUAUACAGAAAUAUGAGUUUGCAUUAGAGGAGGUGGAAGGUUUCCGAUACCGGUCUCGUGACGCGUGGCGCGCUGUGACGCGCAUUGCGGUGCGCGAGGCUCGCCUCAAGGAGAUCAAACAGGAACUACUUAAUUGCAAGAAGCUACAGGGUUACUUUGAAGAGAAUCCAACAGAUUUAGCUGCGUUACGGAGAGAUAAAGCUCUUCAUACAGUAAGGUUACAGCCACAAUUAGCUCACGUGCCAGAGUACCUGCUACCAGCAGCUCUGAGGAAUGAUACUCCUGAGGCUGAUGCUGAACAGCCGCCGGAACCCACCAAGAAGAGGAAACAGAAACAAACCAACUUUGGUAGCGCUAAGAGACAUAAAUAUCAAGCCCGACAAAGCGAUCCUCUACGCAGCUUCGCGGUCAACAAACUUAAGAAAACUACAGCGAGCGAUACAUAGUACCCUUGCGCGCCGGUGCUUUCGUGCGAGUAUUGGUUAGUUGUCGGGAUUUUGGUUAGUACUGAGAUAUCGCGUCAUAUCCAUAUAAAUAUACUGUUUGUUUCAUGUU